AUGGUCGGGUUUCGACAAGUGCUAGAAAACUAUGAACUUUCAGACCUUGGGUUCCGGGGCCCGAAGUAUACAUGGAGCAAUUGCUGGGAUAAUCAAGAGUUUACCAAGGAAAGGUUGGACCAGGGAGUGGCCAAUCCUAUUUGGAGGGGAAUGUUUCCGGAAGUUGAGGUGGUGGUAGAAAAUAUAGUUUGCUCCGACCAUGCUCCUUUGAUACUAUGUCUAAUGGGAAAAAGAAUGAAUGGGCAGGGGCCUAAGCGAUUUCGUUAUGAGGCUUCUUGGCAGCUUGAGGAGGGUUACUCUACUAUAGUAACAAAGGCAUGGGUCCCUCCAAAAACAGCUGGGUUCUAG
Molecule: messenger RNA, 348 nt
Organism: Corylus avellana
Lineage: Eukaryota; Viridiplantae; Streptophyta; Magnoliopsida; Fagales; Betulaceae
Source: RefSeq, a predicted model, not a curated record